AGAUUCUUACUUCUAUGUACUUAUUUUGAUCCAUAUCUAAUGGAUACGAUAGCUUCUUCAGUUUCUCGAUACUUGUACGGUACGAUGAUAUUGAAGGUACUUCAACCUGGAAUAGACUGAUAUUUUUUUAUCUAAAAAAUUACAAAUGCCGGAUAAUCGACAAGAAACGACCGAUACCCAAUCGCAGGCUGUGCAACAAAUGCAGGAUCUUUUGUGUACAGAUCGAAACGAGACGGAAAAUGCGGAGAUAAUAGAGAAGAUGGUAUGUGGUUUACACAAUCUGCAAAUCGGAGAUUCGACUCCUAUGCCUUUACACCUAUCUAAAUUAGAGAAACAGGUGAAACACAUCGUGCACAACAUCGACAAUAUCAUAUACACGGAGCCCGCGACCCCCGUGGAGACGCACUCGAGCCAGGGCCAGGGCGACGUGCACCAGAUAAUCCACGACGCGGUGAUCGAGAUGGCGGCGGACCCGACCUGCACCCGCCUCACCGAGAAGGUGACCGACAGUUCCGAGGCGACCAGGGUGUCCACCAGCCUGAUCUAUCGAAUGAUCGAGGAGCUCGAGUCGAGGAUGGGGGAGCACAGCAAGGAGGAGCGCGGGAACAACGAGUCCGGGCCGGCCGUGAGCAAGGAGAAGAUCGAGGUCUGGGAGGAGUCCGAGGAGCAGUUCAUAAGGACCAUCGAGAGUAUCGACGACCCCGAUCAAAAUUACGUGGAAUCGAUCCCCGAGAGCAGGACAGACGUUUGCGACUUCGCCUACGACGGCCUCGCGUCGUCCUUCGUCGGUUCCUCGACACCGUUCCCGAAGAACUCCUCCCUGGAGGAGGUGGCCAUCGAGGACAUCACGCCCUCCCCCCUGCCGCCCGACGCGGACCAACGCCCGUCCGGGAAAACGAAGAGCCUCACCCACAACGAGACGCAGUCGGAGGAAACGAAGAAGAAGGGUAUCCUGAGCAGAACGAGGAAGCUGUUCCGCACGAUUUUCGGCCGUCGAAAGAAUGAUUUUCCAUCGGGAGCCAUCGGCCGGUUGUCCAGCUUUUUUUUCCUCUCUCUCUGUCUCUCUCUCUCUCUCUCUUCCUCUCCUCCUCCUCCUCGACGGAACGGAAUAUCGACGAGCAAUCUAUCUGUCUGUUAA
Molecule: messenger RNA, 1138 nt
Organism: Apis florea (little honeybee)
Lineage: Eukaryota; Metazoa; Arthropoda; Insecta; Hymenoptera; Apidae
Source: RefSeq, a predicted model, not a curated record